CGGACUGUAAAAGAGCCCCUCUGUCCACGCUUUGGCCUGCAGCCAGGUGGCAACGGCAGAGGUGUGUCAGAGAACGUGAAGCAGUCAGGCACACUUCAUAAACUCUAAACUGAGCACGAAAAAGCUCCCUGCAUUACUCUUGGUUGGAACUCUGAUCGUAACUAACCAAAAUCACACCCUCGUCCGGGUCUGCGUUCAGCACUUUGUCGAGCGUUCGAGAUAAAGACGGACUUUGACUCAGGAGUGGUCAUAUAAGGUGGAGAAAGACAGAACGGCUGUUCUAACAGAGAGGGGGAGCAAAGCAACAGCCAUGGCCGCGUGGAAGACAGUAGGACCUCUGCUACUACUACUGCAAGCCGCGUUUUGCCAGCGCACCAUCAGAUGGUGCACCGUCUCAGACCCAGAACAGAGGAAAUGCCAGGCUAUGUCUCAGGCGUUCUCCGAAGUCUCCAUCCGUCCCUCCCUCAGCUGCAUCAAGGGGCUCACGGUUGAGGGCUGCAUUCAGAAACUGCAGAAAAAAGAAGUGGAUGCCUUGUCCAUGUUUGCCAGCGACAUCUACAAUGCAGGGAAGACCACAACGUUCAAGAUGGCUGCAAGUGAAUCAAAGGCCGGCGAUAUCAGCUCCUACUAUGCAGUUGCUGUUGUGAAGAAGGCAAACUCUGCCAUCACGAUCCAGAACCUGGCGGGGAAGAAGAGCUGCCACACGGGGAAAGGGCGAACUGCUGGCUGGAAUAUGCCAUUGGGGUACCUUAUUGACCAGGGCUACAUGUCCGUGAUGAGCUGCAACGUUCCACAGGGAGUGGCAAAUUUCUUUAAAGCAAGCUGUAUCCCUGGGGCUAACAAUGCCGGCGAACCCGCAUCUCUUUGUGAGCUUUGCAAAGGAGACGGCACCGGAAACCAUAAAUGUGAGAUGAGUGAGCAGGAGAUGUACUACAGCUACGAAGGGGCUUUCAGAUGUUUAGCUGAAGAUGCCGGAGAGGUGGCUUUCAUCAAACACACCACUGUACAAGAAAACACUGAUGGUCACGGCCCAGCGUGGGCCCAGACCCUGAAGUCAUCGGAUUAUGAGCUGCUGUGCAGAGAUGGGACCAGAGCUCCUGUCUCUCAAUGGAAUCGGUGCCAUCUAGUUCGCAUCCCAUUUCGCGGCAUUGUGGUCGGCAAUGAUAUCACUCCCUCUGUGGUGCUGAACAUGCUGAAUGAAGGUCUGGCAAAGUCAGGAUUCAACAUGUUCUCUUCAACGGAGUAUGGGGGAGGAACGGUUCUUUUCUCCGAAUCAACCACUAAGUUUGAUGGGGUGGAGGCAGAUGACCCAGUAAGGUGGAUGGGUACCAACUAUUACAAUGUUCUGAAAGCCAUGGAUUGCACGCCUAAAGACAUUCCCUCUGUCAUUCGAUGGUGUGUUUUGUCAAGUGGGGAACAGCAUAAAUGUGCUGAUAUGGGUGCAGCCUUUGCUAGCAAAAGUCUUACUCCCACCAUCAGCUGUAUCUACGGGGACUCUUUGACGGACUGCAUGGCCAAGAUCAAGAACAAUGAGGCCGAUGCCAUAACUUUGGAUGGAGGGUACAUAUACACGGCGGGCAAAGACUACGGUUUGGUUCCUGCUGCUGCCGAGAGCUACACAGACGACCAUGACGGCUCCGCGUACUACGCCGUUGCUGUGGUGAAAAAGAACAGAGUGGACAUCCGUAGCCUCGAUGACCUGCGUGACGGUCGCUCCUGUCACACUGGCUAUGGUCGCACAGCUGGCUGGAAUGUUCCUGUCGCCGCCCUGAUAGAGAGAGGGCUGAUCAGCCCAAAAAACUGUCUGAUACCCCAAGCGGUGGGAGGAUUCUUCAAAGAGAGUUGUGUUCCUGGUGCCAACCAAGAUGGCUUUCCCAAGAACCUGUGUGAUCUGUGUGUGGGAGACAUUUCAGGACAGAAUAAAUGUGAAAAAGGAAAAGAUCAGUAUGAUGGAUACGACGGAGCCUUCAGGUGCCUGGCUAGUGGGAAUGGAGAUGUGGCUUUUGUCAAGCAUUCCACUGUCUUCCAAAACACCGACGGUAAUUCAAACGAAAACUGGGCUGUGGAUCUCUUGUCCAAAGACUUCCAGCUGCUCUGUUCCCAAGGAACUAAAGCCGAGGUCUCACAGUACAGGCUGUGUAACUUGGCCAGAGUGCCCUCCCAUGCUGUAAUGGUACGACCAGGCACCAACAUCCAUGCCAUCUAUGGGCUCCUGGACCGUGCACAGACCUACUUCAGCAGUGACACGGGUACUGGUUUCAAGAUGUUUGACUCUCAGGACUACUCGGGCACAGACCUUAUCUUCAAAGACUCCACGGUUCGCAUUGUGGGCGUUGGUGAGAAAAAGACCUAUCAGGAGUGGCUGGGUCAAGGCUACAUGAACUCACUGGAGGACAUGGAGUGCAACUCCUCCAGCGCAGUGGUCUCCUCCGCAUGGCUGGUGCUGACGGCUUUGCUCAGCGUCGUGCUGACCAACGUCUGAAUGUAAAGCAGCGACUCCAGAAUCCUGCCCCACGCCGUGUUGUUUUUCUUCUCAUUCUGCUGCCAUGCACACUAUGGCAGCCUCUUCCCCACACUAUCAGUCACUCCAUGGCUUAGCUUUCUCUUUUUCUUCCACCUCUUUUCACACUUUAAAGGCUGACGUAAUAACCACCCUGCCUGCUGUCCAGCUGAAUCACACGUGGUAGGUUUAGUCUAGGGCAGUGUGUAUCUAUUGCUUCUUUUCUGGAAACCCAAUCCCAUUCGUUUGCGUCACCUCCGUUUAUCUCUCCGUUGAUUCACCAAAGGGAGACAGAGCACAUUUUCUUUGUCAGAGAUUUGAGUAAAAAUGGCAACAUGUAUUAGAUGGAAGGCGUCGUUGACGCUUUGUUUACGGAGGGUGAGCUGCCAUAUCAGUGUGUAUGCUGCCACCUGUUACAUUUACAGUUAGCGCCGUUUCCUCAUUAAACAAAAGGCUGAUUUUAACGUUUACAGAAGCCGCUUUAGGUAGGGUACCUCCAUAUUU
This is a messenger RNA of Fundulus heteroclitus (mummichog), 3004 nucleotides long. RefSeq names its product melanotransferrin (gene meltf). Gene Ontology annotation, biological process: iron ion transport. Gene Ontology annotation, cellular component: plasma membrane; early endosome; extracellular region. The transcript is spliced from 16 exons. NCBI's taxonomy places the organism in Eukaryota, Metazoa, Chordata, Actinopteri, Cyprinodontiformes, Fundulidae. The record is from RefSeq and is a predicted model, not a curated record. The coding region runs from base 311 to 2482 and encodes 723 amino acids.